AUGCGUUUGCUACUGCUCAUGUACACGGUGCUAUCUACCGACAGAGAGGAGGCAAUCCACCGUCCAAAAAAGGUGGCUAUAACCCAUUGUCCUGGCCAUCAGAAAGUAACUGACUUCGUUGCUAAAGGAAAUCAGAUGGCUGACAUUGAAGCAAAGAAGGCUGCUCAGGGACCCAUGAUUUUAGCCAUCAAACUCAGGCUCAAGGUCCCUGACCCUAUUAAAUUGCCAUGGGCUAAGCCAGUGCCCUUAUCAGAGGAAGAAAGCCUACAUUAUCUAUCUGGGCUUCAUCAGUGGGCCCACCUGGGACCUGAAAAGAUGAUGGAGAUAGUGGCCCGGUCUCAGUAUAAGAUUCCAAAGCUGAAGAAACUAGCUCACAAGCUAAGUUCAGCACAGGUAGAGAGGAUGAAUAGAACCAUUAAGGAGGCCCUGACUAAAUUGUCCAUUGAGACUGAUGGAAGUGAUUGGACAGCCUUGCUCCCUCUUGCCCUAUUCUGGGUUCGAAAUAUGCCCGGAGUCCUGGGACUUACUCCUUUUGAGAUUCUUUAUGGAUCCCCACCUCCCAUCUAUGAGACCCUUGAGAGUGUAGCAUGCUCUGAUGAUGGCAAUAUUCCUCCCCUGCCUGUUCUAGCCCGACUAAAGGCCUUUGAAACUGUAAAGAAGGAGAUCUGGAGAGCUUUGAAGAACUCUUAUGCUCCAAAAGAAGAUCUAGUGCCACACCAGUUUGAGGUUGGAGACGCAGUACUGGUGAGGAGACAUCGGACGGGCAACCUUGAGCCAGAUUGGAAAGGCCUGUACCUGGUCCUGUUGACCACCCCUACAGCAGUGAAAGUGAACCCCAAUCCCCAUACCCCUCAACAACUCAUCUGGCAAAUUGAGGAGCCAAUUACUGGCACCGUUAUGAACAGCACCCAACAGGUCGCCCCUCUGGGAACAUGGUGGCCUGCCCUGUACUUCUGUCUCCGUCAGAUCAACCUUGCGACUAGGAGUUUCCCCCCAAACUUAGUGCGCAGCUAUGGGUUUUACAGUUGUCCUGAAUCUGAUAAGGAUACACAUUGUGGGGGACCCCAAGUCUUCUUCUGUGGGAAGUGGAGCUGCAUCACCUCAAAUGAUGGAAAUUGGAAGUGGGCUACAUCGUCUGCUGGGGAUAGACUGACUUUUUCUUUUGCUAACUCAGGACCAGGCCCACAUGCGAUAAUGGGACUGUAUAAAGACAAGCCAUGCUCCCCAACCGAUUUAGACUACAUAAAGAUGCAAUUCACUGACAAGGGAAAAGCGACAGACUUUUCUAGAUGGUACAAUGGUGUCACCUGGGGCAUAGUCUUUUAUAAAUCUGGAGGUGGGGUGGGAUCUCGCCUUCUUGUCCAUCUAAAAAUAGAGAGCCCUCCAGCCCAAUCUAUAGGCCCCAAUAGUGUGUUAUCUGAACAGAAACCACCCCCACCAGCUGCCCCAGUGCCACCUCCUAGGCCCACGGAAGGUAACAUCCUCAAUUCUGUUCUCACUCCAGCCAUAUCCAUUCCAAGCACUGGACAGAGACUGUUAAAUUUAAUUCAAGGGGCCUUUACUAUAUUAAAUGGAUCUCAACCUACCAUGACUAAAUCCUGUUGGCUCUGCCUCUCAUCAGGACCCCCUUAUUAUGAAGGUAUUGCAAUGACAGGGACUUUUAACAACACCACCAGCCACAGCGCUUGUAUAUGGAACAGUAAAAGUAGAUUAACCCUUACUGAAGUUUCAGGACAAGGGGUCUGCAUAGGACACCCACCAGAAGCUUAUAAACAUCUAUGCAACCAGACUCUUAAGAGCCCGAAGACCUCUGUUAACAGAUUCUUAGUACUUGAAAUUGAUAAAUGAUGGGCUUGCAUUUAUCAAUUUCAGGUAUGCAGCUCUGGGCUAACACCAUGUGUUUCCACUGCUACCUUUGAUGAGAACAAAGAUUAUUGUGUACUUGCUCAGUUAAUCCCCUGGGUUUACUAUCAUCCCGCAGGUACUCUUGAAUGUGAGUUUGAGAUACACCCUAGACGAUUCAGCAGGGAACCUGUUUCCUUGACUCUAGCCGUUAUAUUGGGCCUGGGAGUGGCUACAGGUGUGGGGACAGGUGCUGCUGCCUUGAUACAGACUCCUCAUUAUUUUCAUCAGUUGAGAACUGCCAUUGAUAUAGAUUUGAGAGCCCUGGAACAGUCAGUAACAAAGUUGGAAGAGUCAUUGGCUUCCCUCUCAGAAGUUGUUCUACAAAAUAGAAGAGGACUAGACUUGCUGUUUCUUAGGGAAGGGGGUUUGUGCGAUAGUCUAAGAGAAGAAUGUUGCUUCUAUGUAGACCAUUCAGGAGUGAUAAAGGACUCUAUGAGUAAACUCAGAGAAAGGUUAGACCAGAGACAAGAAGGUAGAGAGGCACAACAAGGUUGGUUUGAAAGUUGGUUCAAUAAGUCCCCUUGGUUGACAACCCUAUUAUCCUCCCUUGCUGGACCUCUUGUGAUUUUACUCUUGCUUUUAACCAUAGUCCCCUACAUUUUAAAUAGAUUAGUAACUUUUGUUAGAGAAAGGAUAAAUGCUGUUCAGCUUUUUGUGUUGCGCCACCAAUAUAGGACAUUGGGUGAGUUUGGGAAGAGGCAAAAAUGCAUGCAGAUCAGAUUCAUCAGACAAACAGAAUGUAUCAAAUCGGAUCUGAGGCAGUUUCUGACCAGGAUCCUUGAUGAAAUUAUAAUUCUGCAGGUGGUGUAA
This is a messenger RNA of Arvicanthis niloticus (Nile rat), 2715 nucleotides long. NCBI's taxonomy places the organism in Eukaryota, Metazoa, Chordata, Mammalia, Rodentia, Muridae. The record is from RefSeq and is a predicted model, not a curated record.